Messenger RNA from Fomitopsis serialis, 1365 nucleotides. RefSeq lists its product as uncharacterized. The coding region runs from base 1 to 1365 and encodes 454 amino acids. The record is from RefSeq and is a predicted model, not a curated record. Lineage: Eukaryota; Fungi; Basidiomycota; Agaricomycetes; Polyporales; Fomitopsidaceae. The transcript has 7 exons.
AUGGUGCGUAGCGAUCCUCGCGUCAAGGACAUCGUCCAUGAAUACCUCCCCUCGAAUGCACGUCUUCGCCAAGCUCUACCGCCGUGCGAGACCUACCCCGACGUGCGUCAUGUCGCCAUCGUUAGCUUAGGAGCGUCAAGCGCGUCGUCCUUGGGCAAAGUCUUCGGGAUCUGUACUCUGCCCCGACACCGUCGAUGCGUAAAUCACCUCAAGCCCGGCGCGCUGCAGAUGACGGAGGCGCAGCUCUUCGAGAAUUGGUGGUGUCACUUUCGUUGGCGCUCAACUCCCCCCGCGUUGGUGGCUGCUACAACCGGACCAGGGCGCCCCCCUCUCCACACCGAGACGGUGGUCGCUUAUGUAUACAUUCGGGACGGGGACGUUCCUGUCUCCCUCCCAGUGACGUGUGUAGACCGCGGCAUACAGCUCGAGCUCACGUUCCGUCAGCCGAUUACCUGCGACAUCCUGUCGCUGAAGCCGCGGGAGAACUACGAGUUGUACGACGCAAAGUUGCGAGAGUUUGUCGGCUUCCCGCGAGUGCACGAGCAUCGUUACUUCCAUCGCGACGAGGCCCUCGUGUACAGGGCUCCCGGCGUCGUGGACUGCCCCGGUUUAGAAGAUCUCGUUUUCACUCACCAGGUUCUUUACGACGGCCCGGCGCCCUUGCCGUCGCUGCUGCAGCACAUGCAGGCUAGCAGCUCCGGCGCCCGCAGCCCAUCACCUGACAACAGCUCGCAGGCGCUCCUGGUGUCGACGCCUGGUCGCGUUAUGCGCUCAGGGCGUGUCAUUACGCCCGAUGCGAGCCCGUCGAAGUCGUCCGUGUCUUCUCCGGGACCCAGUCGGCGCCUCACUCUGCCUAGUUCCUCGACCGGGAGCUCAUCGGCGGGACAGAAGAGGAAGCGCGGCGGCGUGCCGGCAUCGCCGAGCAAGCGUGCCGCAAACAAGGGGAAAGCCCGCAUGGAAGAGCCGGAAUCGGACGAAUCGGACGACGAGGUGUGGGUGGUUGUUGAUGCUGAUGAGGAGAUCGAGAUGCUAGUGUCGAGGUCGACCAUCGUCGUUCACAGCCUACUCGUUACACCGCGUCCCGUGUCUGCGUCACCAACAAUGCAAGCCGACCCUCAAAACGUGAUGCACGCAAACGUCGCUGAACCCCAAGCCCAGCGUCGCCGUCGGGGAUUGACGCGUCAGUUCGACGCGCUCAUGUCGAAGUAUGUGAGCGAAUGGAGGCAAACCUCGCCCUCCGACCGCGAAGGCCGCGCGAGAAUCAUCGCUGCAGCUGAGGCGGCGAUCGUGCAAGACGGCCGUUGGGACAGCCCUGUGAACAAGGUGGUGGCGAUCAAGCACUAUUUCAAGAACCGUUCUGCCUAG